Messenger RNA from Lagenorhynchus albirostris (white-beaked dolphin), 4753 nucleotides. It is a transcript of the gene POC5, whose product is annotated as POC5 centriolar protein. Lineage: Eukaryota; Metazoa; Chordata; Mammalia; Artiodactyla; Delphinidae. Bases 132 to 1871 code for a protein of 579 amino acids. The transcript has 12 exons. Gene Ontology annotation, cellular component: centrosome. The record is from RefSeq and is a predicted model, not a curated record.
CUCCGUGCAGUUUGAAACUGUCAGGUUGCUGCUGAGGAAGUCGCUGGACUCGUUGUUGUCUCAGCGGCGACGCGGAGACAAGACGCGGAGGAAGGAGUCCGUGUUUGCGGAGAGCCGAGUAUUUGUACAGAAUGUCAUCAGAUGAGGAGAAAUGCUCACCUCCAGUUUUGCACAAUGAAUCCGACCAAGGCAGUUCUGUCUCUUCAGAUCUUCAGGAAGAGUAUGAAGAACUGCUUCGUUAUGCUAUAGUGACUCCAAAUAUUGAAUCAAGUGCUUCACAGCCGUCUCAUUCUAAGGGAGAAGUGGUGCCAGAUAUUAGAAUUCCUACUAUAAUUGAUGAUAUUCUUCAAAAUCCAGCAGGAAAUAGCCCUGCAGUAAGAGAAACGAGGAUGGAAGUUGGAAAAAGAUGUGAUUUAAAUAUUUCAAGUCAUUCAAAGACAGACGGGUCAUCACCAGUGUCGUCCCCAAGGAAGUCACCUCACCUGGUUUUGGACUUCUUCAGUUCGAAUCUUUUAGUUGACUCUUCCUCACCAAGGUCUAAUUCUAGUCCUGUAGAUGCCCAUGAAGUAGUUGGGACCGAUUUUCUUAUUUCUGAUGAAAACCUUCAAAAGAUGGAAAAUGUGCUUGAUCAUUGGAGUUCAGGUCUUAAGACAAACAUCAUAUCUGAACUAAGUAAAUGGAGACUUAAUUUUAUUGACUGGCACCGAAUGGAAAUGAAAAAAGAAAGAGAAAAGCAUGCAGCAGAUAUAAAACAACUGUGCAGCCAGAUCAACAGCUUGAAGGAGCUGCAAAAAACCUAUGAAGUCUCCAUUGGGAGAAAAGAUGAGGUGAUUUCUAGCUUGUCUCAUGCCAUAGGCAAGCAAAAGGAAAGGAUAGAGUUGAUGAGAACAUUCUUCCGCUGGCAAAUCAGCCAUGUCAAAUCCAGACAGGACGUUUAUGAAAGUAAACUAGCUGACCAGUACUUCCAGAGAACUUUACUGAAGAAAGUCUGGAGAGGCUGGCGGGCCAUAGUACAGAAGCAGUGGAAAGAAGUGGUGGAACGAGCUUGCCAAGCAAGAGCUGAGGAAGUCUGUGUCCAGAUUUCCAAUGACUAUGAAGCCAAAGUUGCAGUGUUAUCUGGAGCUUUGGAAAAUGCAAAAGCUGAGAUCCAAAGGAUGCAGCAUGAAAAAGAGCACUUUGAAGAUUCCAUGAAGAAAGCUUUCAUGAGGGGUGUAUGUGCAUUAAAUCUUGAAGCCAUGACUAUAUUUCAAAGCAGAGGUGAUACAGGGACAGACUUCACAAAUAAUAAAAGGGAAGAGUAUGGUCCUGGUGUUCAAGGAAAAGAACAUUCUUCUCAUUUGGAUCCUUCAGCUCCUCCGAUGCCCUCAGCAGUUGCAGUGCCGCCAUCCCCGCCAGCGGCAGCCCUGGGAGCCACCUGCACUGCUGCCUUUCCCUCUGCUGCUUCCAUCACUCCUGCCGGGGCUGCUUCCACUUCCUCUGUUCACCUUCCUGUUUCUGCUCCUCAUGGCGCUGCACCGACAGCUACAGCUUCCUCUACACAGGAAGAAAUGUAUGGGCCCAGGGUUGUGACAUCAGCACAACAGAAAGCUGGAAGAACAAUCACAGCCCGGAUCACAGGGAAAUGUGAUUUUGCUUCAAAAAAUAGAAUCAGUAGCAGUUUAGCUAUAAUGGGAGUUUCUCCUCCCAUGAGCUCCGUCGUUGUGGAAAAACAUCAUCCGGUCACAGUGCAAACCAUUCCGCAAGCUACUGCAGCAAAAUAUCCCCGGACCAUUCACCCUGAAAGUAGUACCUCAGCUUCCAGAUCUCUCGGAACCAGAUCAACUCACACCCAGUCUCUCACAAGCAUUCAGUCCAUAAAAGUGGUUGACUAAAAUGAAUAUGUUCCUAGUGAGGUUGUUGAAUUCUUCUGGCUUUACUAAGAAUUAGAAAUUUUUAGUUUUUAAAAUUUCACAUUCUUAGAACAUCAUGGAUACAUCAUAUUAAUUUCCUCAAAAUUACAAGAGACUUUUUCAAGCUGUACCAUCCUUUGUAACUAUAUGUAGGAUUAUUUUAAUGUGAUUUUUUAUUUAAGCAAUUAAGUAAAACUUUUUUAAAUUAAAAAAGAAACUAGCCUUAAUUUUUUUAAUAGGUUCAACCUGUGACCGAUCAUAUCAUCAAAGUAUAUAAAUCCUGUUUUUGCAGUGUUAUUUCCAAAAGGCUAAAUCAUUUGCAAUGUUACCAAGUAAACUUUGAGAGAGAACUUUACUAAAAAAAUUAUUUAAACUAAUAGAAACUAAGGUAUUUUUAUUUGAAAAUUAAAAAAAUAAAAGCCCAGAGUAAUAUCACAAAGUUUUUUUGUGACUUUAAUAUAUUAGUCCUCAUUUUUUGGGGGCUCUAACAAUUAAAAAUAGGGGGGGAAAUAGCAAUACCUAUGAAUAGUUUUUAAUGUUAAAAGGGAAGAAAUAUUUUACUAGCACAAUAACAGAGUUACAGAAACAUCAGAAAGAAAUUUCCUAUUGGGACUUCCCUGGCGGUCCAGUGGUGGCUCUAGAAGCCACCACAAUGAGAAGCCCGCACACCACAACGAAGAGAACAGCCCUUGCUCGCCGCAACUAGAGAGAGCCUGUGCGCAGCAACGAAGACCCAAUGCAGCCAAAAAUAAAUAAAUAAAAUAAAUUUAAAUCACAGAUCAAUAGGUUUUUUUUAAAAAAAAGAUUAUUGUAAGCAUCUUUUAAAGCUUUAUCUAAACUCUAGAAAUCGUAUAUUGUCAACAGCACCAAGUAAUUAGUGUUAGCCUAAUUCAACUUAACUUCUUCCAGUGCAGGGGGUGUGGGUUCAAUCCCUGGUUGGGAAGCUAAGAUCCCACAUGCCUCGUGGCCAAAAAACCAAAACAGAAAACAGAAGCAAUAUUGUAACAAAUUCAAUAAAGAAAGAAAGACCUUAAGAAUGGUUCACAUCAAAAAAAAAUCUUUAAAAAAAAAAGAAAUUUCCUGUUAGGAUGAUCCUAUUUCAAAUGUUCUUUCUUACCUUUUUGAAACUCUAUAGCAUUGAACCUUUUUUUGCUCUGAACAUCCAAACAUUGUCCUAUGAUGGUACAGCCCUGGACAAUUCAGCAAUUCAGGCCUUCCAGGCCUGGCAGACACUUUUUAAUGCCUGGCCAAUAGGAAGAAACCAUCUGGGCAAACAGAUUUCGGAGAACAAGACCAGGCUUCUAAUGCUUUUAUUGCUGGCUGACUGGGUUAUCUAGGGCCAGACACUUAAAUUAAUCUCAGGGUCCUCAUCUGUGACAUAAUGAGAUCUACCUACCCUACCUAUUUUCCAAAGUACUUAUGGCUCACAUAAAAAUGAGUGGAUUCUGAGGAACUUGUGAACAGCCUCAGUUUCCAUAUCUUUAACAGAAGUGGAUGGUUUCAGCCUCUGUCAGUCUGAACAUGACCUAGCCCUGUGCUCUAACUUUACUAUUGGAAAUAGUUUUUCUUAUUGCCUCAUGUUGUAAUAGGACAUGAGAGAACAGAUGUGAGACUGGCAAAUAUCCCAUUUUCUAAAGGACACACCAAGGCUUUUUUGAACUAUAAAAGUAUCUGGCUGUGUCUUAAAGAGUAUUAGAUCCUUCUUAUGCAGUGCUUCUUUUGGAUUGUGGCCAGCUACCACUGGUGGCAAACAGCUCUUCUUGGGUUUCAAUAAGCACAAAUCAACAGCACUUCAUCUCCUGCUGCCCGUACCACGGGCAUGCUCCUCCCCAGAGCUUCCCUGUCCACUCAGAGAGUUGAGAUACCGGCAGGCUCCACUCAUAUGCAGCCUGGAAUUAACAUCCCAUUGGGGUAAACAGAUCAAUUCUUACUUUCUCCCCAUAUGAAUUGUCCUGAGAUGCAUUAGUCCAUUCUUGAGGUCAAAUAAUCAGUUGUUCCUGAUACCAAGUGUUGGCCAAUUUGGUAAAUCACGCUGGUCUUGGCUCUCCCUUCCCCAUCUCACUUCCUUUUUCCUUCACUCCUGCUUCCUUGGAUCUACACUCCUGAAAAAAGCAGUUGCUCAUAAACUGUGGUCUUGGGCUCUGCUUUUUAAGGAACUUACAUGACAACAGGGAAUGGUUUUCAGUAAGCAGCUACCCUGGUGGCGCAGUGGUUAAGAGUCCACCUGCCAAUGCAGGGGACACGGGUUCAAGCCCUGGUGUGCUGUGGGAAGAUCCCACAUGCCACGGAGCAACUGAGCCUGUGCACCACAACUACUGAGCCUGGGCUCUAGAAGCCACCACAAUGAGAGGCCCGCACACCACAACGAAGAGAACAGCCCCCGCUCACCGCAACUAGAGAGAGCCCAUGCAUAGCAACGAAGACCCAAUGCAGCCAAAAAUAAAUAAAUAAAAUAAAUUUAAAUCACAGAUCAAUAGGUUUUUUUUAAAAAAAGAAUAUUGUAAGCAUCUUUUAAAGCUUUAUCUAAACUCUAGAAAUUGUAUAUUGUCUAUAGCACCAAGUAAUCAGUGUUAGCCUAAUUCAACUUAAAUUCAACAAUUAAAACACUUAAACAGUAAGAGUAUGUAUUCAUAUUUGUUUAUUAUUGCAUAAAGAGGUUACCCAGAUUUUGAAGCAAGGUCAGUGGAAACUGGUCAUACUGAAGAACAGGUGGGGACAAUGCUUUUCACUAAAUACCUUUCUAAAAACUUUUUAUAAUCAUGUGAACAUAUUACCUGUUUUAAAAUUAAGCUUACCAUUUACAAUCAGCAUGAGAUGAAGAUGCAGAACUAUAAAUUCAUGAUAUAAUAAAUGGACUGAAAUUG